ACAGUUCAAUUGACUUCAUCUCUCGACAGUCGGCUGAAUUAUUGAUGCAUAUUUGAAGUAAAAUGAAAGCUGAAGAUAGAUUGCCUAUCAAUUUCCGUCGGGUCAGUUCGAGAACGAAUAACAGAAGAUGUAGCGAGUUGCGAGCAAUGGCUGCUAACAAGAAUCGGGAUUUUCUUAGCCAAAGCCCAACUGAGGAUACACCGACAACAAGCACACGACAUCUAUCAUUACAAAAGUUGGAAAACAGAUGUAGUGCUUCGCAUACUGAAAGAAGACGCUACAAGUAUUCACCGCUCUGUUGUGUUGAAAAAUGGAAAUAUCAUCAGAAAUCUAUCAGAAAAUGCGUUAAAGUAUUUUUAAUCAUAAUUGCGAUAUUUCAAAUGGUAUGCGGAAUGAUUUUUGCAGCAAUUCAUGUAGUUCUCUCAUUCUCAUCUGAUCAAGUAACCAAUGAAUUACAAAAUCCUUUGCCUAUUUACUUAUCAGCGGCGAUGGUGGCAUUAUCAGGAUUAUGUGACAUGGUACUCUCAAGAAUAAAAACACCCUACAUGAUUCUAACUGGAAUAUUCUUUAGCAUCAGUUCUUGCGUCAUCACGUUGGCUGGGUUACUUUCAUCCGCAACAGUCUCUCUGCCCAAGUUUUCAUCGUUUGUGAAGUUUCAAUUUGACUCAAAAUUGCAAACGUGUACAGCUUACACACGGUGGGAUAAACAACUCAACGGGACUUUCACAGGGGGAAUAACAUAUAACAAGAUUUCGGGAUGCUCUCUCAUUGAAUCCACACUUCCUCCCAUCACAGUAACGCUAGUUAUAUUUUACGCCAUUGCAUGUUUCACAUCAUUUGUGGCUUGCUUCUUGCUGACAAUAUUGCUGUGUGUUCCAGACAACAACAAAAAAUUGAAUCGAAUGGAAAGCAAGGAAUCAAGUUAUGUCAACUACGAUCUUGAGCUAGAUAAUAUUUGUGACGUUGAAUCUUGGAGAGAUGAGUCACGUGUAAAAUCACGUGAUAUUCGCCGUGAUCAGAACGAAGGAUACCUCCCCGGAGUGACGAUACCUCAUUAUACUCUACCGUACAUAAUUCCAUUGUCCGAAAAUGAGUUUUUAAGAAGAACAGCAAGUUGCACCACACGCGAUGAUAUCAGAUUGGAAUUGACCACGCCCCAAACGUUCUCAACUAAUACCGUAUGUGGAUGCAGUAGCGGAACAGUUGUGAGUUCAGUGGUCUCAACAAAUUAUCCUAAAGCAACAAGUGCAACAGUUGGAAGACACAAACAAUAUAGAAGACCUAUGCUACCACUCGAGUUCGGAGGUAUUUCACUUUCAAAGCCCAAAGAAGAUGAAGAGCGACUGGCAGGUAAUGAUAGAGAUGACAGACUUCCGCAGCAUAAUAUGCGAAGUUCAGAAACACAGCAUUUUCAGACAAAGCCAUUAACAUACGAAUCAGAGAGACAGAAGAUUACUAUUGGAAAAGUGGAGGACAUCAGAAGAUUUCAAGACAAAAGAGGCAAAACAGUUUCUUUCAAUCGUGACGAAGAGAGUUACUCCCCUCCGCCAUAUUCUGAAUUGCCUGACUACGGAAGCCGAGCACAAGCCAAUGCUAGGGUAUUAACUGGAUCAAUUUUACCAGAAACUCCUGGCAUGGCUUGCGGCUCUCAUUUUGCAGGAGAAACUAUUCUUUGAGUUCAAUAUUUAUAUACUCCUGCCAAUGCCGUCUUUCCAUAUUCGAACCGCUAUGCCAGGGCCAUGAUAUUAUCUGAAAAUUGGAAGAAACCCACAUAGACUAGACUUCUUCAUUAUUCAUUAGUGUUUGUAGUUCGCAAGCAACACAUUAUUGUUUUUUCUCUGUUGUAAAAUUGUGCUAAAGAGAUAAUUUUUGGAUUUGUGGAAUAAAAGAAAAUUCACUUGCAAUA
Styela clava is the source of this 1906-nucleotide messenger RNA. RefSeq lists its product as uncharacterized. Lineage: Eukaryota; Metazoa; Chordata; Ascidiacea; Stolidobranchia; Styelidae. The record is from RefSeq and is a predicted model, not a curated record.